GGUUUGGACGCGGCUCUAACUGGCCACGAGGCGAGCUUCCUUUCCCCUCGAGCAGCCCCAACGUGGCUGGCCCUGCCCCUCCGCACCUGUUGCGAACACGUUGCGCGCCAGGGAGAGAGAAAAAGUUCAAGCAAAGACCGAAGAGUUUCCCUUCUUUCUUUUCCUCCCCCCCUCAUCUGGCGAGUCCGGCUUCUUCAGGCAUUUCCGGGUUGGGGAAAAAGAAAAGAAAAGCCUCUCUGUUUCUUUUCUGUUUGCGCAUCCAUCCCAACUCUUUGGACUGCUGGGCUUUUGGUUAACAUCAGCGAAGGAAAAGAAAUCUUCCCCUCCCCUUCUGCGUCUCUUCUCCAGGUGCCUUCUGGAUCAGAGGGAUCAGGUAACGCCGGAAGCGAUCGGAAACUCGCCCCCCCUUUCUGAGAAGAUACCUAUUAGAGGGUCUUGGGGGCCGUUUCUCUCGACAUACGUCUCACACACAUAUCCAGGUAGAAAAGUGGGGCCUUUCAUAAAUUCUGCUCUUCGAGUUGAGAUUUGAACCCAGGCCUCAAGGUGGAUUUGUGGACAUGAUGUUAAUCUACAUUUAGGCAGAGGAAGCCUGCAAAACAGAUGUGCUACAGAAUGUGUGUUUAGAUGCACUCCAGUCCUCGCGAGUAAAUGGUCAUUUGAAGCAAUGGAAAGACCUGGGGAAGAACUCUCUGAAAGUUCCCAUGUGGAGGACAAGGAAGAGGAUGGAGCAGCCUCAGGCAUCUCUUCUACUCUCUGCUUGAAUGAUGUGGGAAACAUGCAGGUGGAGAUGCUGGAGAAGGCCAGGGAGCUCUUCAGGCUCUGUGACAAGGAGGAGAAGGGCUUUAUCACCAAGCUGGACAUGCAGCGGCUACAAAGUGAACUUCCUCUCACUCCUGAACAACUAGAAUCUGUUUUUGACAGCCUAGAGCAAGACAACAAUGGGUAUCUCACACCAGUCGAAUUCAGUAUGGGACUAGGCAAGUUCAUAGGGAUUGAGCAGUAUGAGAGCUCUGGAAGCACCAGGCACGAGGAGACUUUUGAGUCAGGCUGGUCAGAUGACUUGGACCAGGAAGAGGAAGAGAAGAGGUUUUGCUCCAUGUUGGAGCAGCUGGAAGCAUCCCAGGUCUUUGAAGAUCAAAACGAGGUUCAGGAGCUCUGGGCUCAACUCCGGAAAGAAAAGCCGGAACUCCUGACCAGUUUUGAAGAAUUUCUCUUCCACAUUUCCUCAUAUGUCAGGGACAUACAUCACGAGAAGGAAUCCAUUGAGCAGGCAUUGAAACGGAGGGAGGUAGACCAUGACCGUGAAAUCAGGUGCCUUUAUGAAGAAAUGGAGCAACAAAUCAAAGCAGAAAGGGAACGGCUGCUGAGCCAGGGAUCAAUGAAGCAUGAGAAGAGCAGCUUGCUUCAGAAAGAGCUGCAGAGCAAAGAACAAGAAUUUGAGAAGAUGCUGUACCACCAAAAAAAGCUGGAACAUCAGUUACAGUCCCAGAGCUCAGAGCAGCUGGAAAUGCGGGUGCAAAAUGAGAGGCUGAAAAUCUUGAACGACAAUCUCCUGGACCAACUGGAGAGAAGCAAAUGGGAGCUGGAGGUAGCCCGAGGUCACCUGCAACAGCUGCAGAAAGAAGCCCAGCUAGAGCAGGAACAGAAAAACAGGGAUGUAUUCAGAGUCUCUAAGAAUAUGCAGAAAGAAAAGAAAAGCCUCCUGCGACAACUGGAACUGCUCAGGGAGAUGAACAAGAAGCUGCGAGACGAGAGAGAUGCCUUUGAAGCCAAGAAGCUGGCACUCGAAAGCAAAAGACCCCUCUUGAAGAAGGGGUCAGCGAUAGGCAAAUACCUAGUGGAGGAGAAGCCAGUCAAACGGCAGCUUGCUCCAGGAAGUACUCCUCUUGUCCUGCCAAAAGAUUUGUAUUUGGAAGAGAAAAACUGUAAACUCUUCCUGACCAACACUGCCAGUUUGAAGCAGGGAAGAGGAAUUAAUUCAUCUUUGGGGGAAUAUGCGGUUCUUAGGAAAACAGAGAAGCAGGAAACAGCAAGAAAUGUUGGGAAGCCAAAGUCUCUGAUGAAGACCAGCACAAUCCAGAGAGAAAAGACCAACAAACCUAAUUAUCUUCAUUUAUCACCAAGAAGGCUGCCCAUUGGUAAUGAAACUCUGAUAUUGGAACCAGCUAGUUCUUCUCCUGACCGUGUCUUCAAAGUAGUGUUUCUUGGUAAUUCCGGAGUUGGCAAGAGCACCUUCAUCCAUCGCUUCUGCUACAAUAGAUUCCUGGCUGGGAUCAGCUCAACUAUUGGUGUUGAUUACCAGGUGAAGAGUUUGAUGGUUGAUAACACACAUGUGGUUUUGCAGCUAUGGGAUACAGCUGGGCAGGAAAGAUUCCAGAGUAUUACCAAGCAGUAUUUCCGAAGAGUGGAUGGCAUCCUGGUCAUGUAUGACAUCACAGCAGAGUGCUCCUUCAUGGCGGUCCGAAACUGGAUGAGUUGUAUCCAGGAUGGGAUUGAAGAUGGUGCAGUGAUAUUUCUGGUUGGAAACAAAAUGGAUGCAGCAGACAAAGAUGAACCCAAAGUCCCCAGGGCUGAGGGGGAAAGGCUGGCAAAGGAAUAUAAAGCUGUCUUCUAUGAGUGCAGUGCAAGGACCGGCUAUAACAUUCAGGAGCCCAUGCUGCACAUGGCAAGACUGCUGACAGCACAUGAGGACAAGCAGAGAGAGCAGGCAUUGCACCUGGAGGAGUACAACAAGAGGAAGGGAUGCUGUUUGUAACAGAAUCGUUCAGGGAUAUGUUAGAAAAUAAAGAACAGCCUAAAGCACAGAGUUGGCUGCCUCCCUGCAAGAAGAUAGGGAUAACUGUGAUUGAACUGAAGGAAGAUUCAAGGUCUUAAAAAGAAAA
Messenger RNA from Lacerta agilis (Sand lizard), 2882 nucleotides. It is a transcript of the gene CRACR2B, whose product is annotated as calcium release activated channel regulator 2B. The record is from RefSeq and is a predicted model, not a curated record. Gene Ontology annotation, molecular function: GTPase activity; GTP binding; calcium ion binding. Lineage: Eukaryota; Metazoa; Chordata; Lepidosauria; Squamata; Lacertidae. The transcript has 20 exons. Bases 665 to 2755 code for a protein of 696 amino acids.